AUGAGCACUUUAGUUAGAAAAGAAGCACCAAAUUUUACUGCUGAAGCAGUUAUGGCAGACGGAUCCUUCAAGAAAAUCUCUUUGAGUGAUUACAGAGGAAAAUACGUAGUUUUGUUCUUCUACCCAUUGAACUUUACCUUUGUAUGCCCGUCAGAAAUCUUAGCAUUCAAUAAGGCACAAAAGGAUUUUGAGAAGUUGGGAGUACAGCUCCUCGCUGUCUCAGUUGAUUCUCAAUACUCACAUGCUGCUUGGAGACGUACCCCUCUUGAACAGGGUGGAAUUGGACCAGUUAGCUUCCCACUUGUUUCUGACUCGUCUCAUGCUAUUAGCAGAAGUUAUGGUGUACUUCUCGAGGAUGGAAUUGCUCUCAGAGGUUUAUUCAUUAUUGACAAGGAAGGUAUUGUUCGUUCCGAAGUAAUCCAUGACUUACCAUUAGGAAGAUCAGUAGAGGAGACUUUACGUGUUAUCGACGCAAUUCAAUUUACUGAAGCACAUGGUGAGGUUUGCCCAGCAAACUGGAAGAAGGGCCAGAAAGGCAUGUCGGCUACUCAUGAAGGUGUAUCCAGUUAUCUUAAGAACUCAUUCUAA
Molecule: messenger RNA, 588 nt
Organism: Cryptosporidium ubiquitum
Lineage: Eukaryota; Apicomplexa; Conoidasida; Eucoccidiorida; Cryptosporidiidae
Product: thioredoxin peroxidase-like protein
Exons: 1
Coding region: 1-588 (195 amino acids)
Biological process (GO): hydrogen peroxide catabolic process; response to oxidative stress; cellular response to stress
Cellular component (GO): cytosol
Molecular function (GO): thioredoxin peroxidase activity
Source: RefSeq, a predicted model, not a curated record